Molecule: messenger RNA, 2854 nt
Organism: Gavialis gangeticus (Gharial)
Lineage: Eukaryota; Metazoa; Chordata; Crocodylia; Gavialidae
Gene: HID1
Product: HID1 domain containing
Exons: 19
Coding region: 16-2388 (790 amino acids)
Cellular component (GO): membrane; Golgi medial cisterna; Golgi trans cisterna
Source: RefSeq, a predicted model, not a curated record
GCCACCUUGAUUUUAAUGGCAAGAAAGGAAAGACAAAAGCUAACUAACAGCAUUAUAGAGCCUGUGGAGGCAACAGAUGAUGCCUUCUGGGACCAGUUUUGGGCAGACACAGCCACUUCGGUGCAGGAUGUCUUUGCCCUUGUACCAGCUGCUGAAAUCCGAGCAGUGAGGGAAGAAUCACCUUCAAACUUGGCUACCCUGUGCUAUAAGGCUGUGGAGAAGCUGGUUCAGGGAGCGGAGAGUGGCUGCCACGCAGAAAAGGAGAGGCAAAUCGUUUUGAACUGCAGUCGGCUGCUCACCCGCAUCCUGCCAUACAUCUUUGAAGAUCCUGACUGGAGAGGCUUCUUCUGGUCGACUGUUCCUGGGGCUGGACGAGGAGGGGGGGAUGAAGACGAUGAAAAUGCCCGGCCACUUGCUGAAUCAUUGCUGCUGGCAAUUGCAGACCUGCUUUUCUGUCCAGAUUUCACCGUCCAGAGUCACCGGAAGAGCACUGUGGAUACUGCAGAGGAUAUUCACUCCAUUGACAGCUGUGAGUACAUUUGGGAGGCUGGUGUGGGCUUUGCUCACUCCCCCCAGCCCAACUACAUCCAUGACUUAAACAGGACAGAGCUGCUAAAACUCCUGCUGACCUGCUUCUCUGAGGCCAUGUACUUGCCACCCUCUUCAGACAACAGCAACACCAACCCCUGGGUGCAGUUCUUUUGCUCCACAGAAAACAGACACGCGCUGCCGCUCUUCACUUCGCUCCUGAAUGUCGUCUGUGCCUAUGACCCGGUGGGCUAUGGGAUCCCUUACAACCACCUGCUCUUCUCCGACUAUCGUGAGCCCCUGGUGGAGGAGGCAGCCCAGGUGCUGAUAGUUACUCUGGACUAUGACAGCUCUACCAGUUCAAGUCCCACGGUGGAUGGCACCACUACCAGCACUGCUAUGGAUGAUGCAGAUCCUCCAGGACCGGACAACCUAUUUGUGAACUAUUUGUCUAGGAUACACAGAGAAGAGCAGGAUUUCCAGUUCAUUCUCAAAGGACUUGCUCGUUUAUUAUCAAACCCCCUGGUCCAGACGUACCUGCCCAACUCUGCCAAGAAGAUCCAGUUCCAUCAGGAGCUUCUUGUUCUGUUUUGGAAACUCUGCGACUUCAACAAGAAAUUCCUCUUCUUUGUGCUGAAGAGCAGCGAUGUCCUGGACAUCCUGGUCCCAAUCCUCUAUUUCCUAAAUGAUGCCCGAGCUGAUCAGUCACGAGUGGGGCUGAUGCACAUCGGUGUAUUCAUCCUGCUUCUGCUCAGCGGGGAGCGUAACUUUGGGGUUCGACUGAACAAGCCAUAUUCCGUGAGAGUGCCCAUGGAUAUCCCCGUCUUCACGGGGACGCACGCCGACCUUCUCAUCAUAGUCUUUCACAAGAUCAUCACCAGUGGGCACCAGCGGCUGCAGCCCCUCUUUGACUGCCUGCUCACCAUCAUUGUGAAUGUGUCUCCGUAUCUGAAAUCUCUUUCCAUGGUUGCUGCCAACAAGCUGCUGCACCUCUUGGAGGCCUUUUCCACCACUUGGUUUCUCUUCUCUGCUGUCCAGAACCACCAUCUUGUCUUCUUCCUGCUGGAGGUUUUCAACAACAUUAUCCAGUACCAGUUUGAUGGGAAUUCCAACUUGGUGUAUGCCAUCAUCCGCAAGCGGAACGUAUUUCACCAGCUGGCCAACUUGCCCACAGACUCGCAGACCAUCCAGAAAGCCCUGCAGCGCAAGAAGAAAACUCCUGAGCCCAUUUCUCGCACCAACUCCGAGGAAGGGGUCUCCAUGGAGGGCUCGCGGCCUGCUGCUCCUGCCGAACCAGGGACACUGAAAACUAGUCUGGUGGCAACUCCAGGCAUUGACAAGCUCACGGAGAAAUCGCAGGUGUCGGAAGAUGGGACCAUGCGGUCCCUGGAGCCAGAGUCUUCACCGUCCCCAUUAGAAGGCAGCCCACCAUCAGCGGUUAGUGACACAGAGUCCUGGAGCGGGGAGACAUCACAGCCCAAGCAGGAGCGAAGGCGGCUGUCCAGUGCAUCCUCAACCGGGCAGUGGUCCCCAACUUCUGACUGGGUGAUCUCUUGGAAGUCAAAGCUGCCUCUCCAGACAAUCAUGAGACUCUUGCAGGUGCUGGUCCCUCAAGUGGAAAAGAUCUGCAUUGAUAAGGGCCUCACGGAUGAAUCCGAGAUCCUCAAGUUCUUGCAGCAUGGCACGCUGGUGGGACUGUUACCUGUCCCUCACCCCAUCCUGAUCCGCAAAUACCAAGCUAACUCGGGCACUGCCAUGUGGUUUCGGACCUACAUGUGGGGAGUUAUUUAUCUGAGGAAUGUGGAUCCCCCGGUCUGGUAUGACACAGACGUGAAGCUCUUUGAAAUUCAGCGAGUCUGAGAGCACAGGGAAGAGGGCACUUACCUCUACUAAAGGAAAACACUGGAAACAAGACCUUGCUGUGUGCUGCUUCAUUACAGCUAUUCCCGCAUUUCACAGCCAGCUGCGAGACCAAAAGGACAAUCAUUUCCAUUUCCCUACAUAUCAUUUUAAGCUUUAAGGAGGACCUGUGAGCAGAUCCUUAUCCCCUUGCUCACUCCUUCCCCCUCCUUUCCUAGCAACCUUGAGUGAGAGAUGCCUAAGGACUGUCCCUUGUGUUGUUGCACUAGAAAUCAGACCAUUCAUAGCUUUUCUGUCCUCUCACUCCUGGCUUUGGUUUGGAGACCAGUCUGAGCCAUAUCAGCCACAGCUUAAGAGUUUCUCCACUUGGUCAUGUCCCAGCCAGAUUCAGCAUAUAAUCAAAAAGAUUCAAUAGAAAGAGUUAAACUGAGUCAUGGAGGGAAACUGCUACUACUGCAGGAGGGGA